AACCGUUGCCUACCCUUUGCCUCUUCGAAUCUUAUACACUGAGCAGAGAAUGACAUGGAGGGCCCACACAACUAGAGAUAGGAAACCAACGGACGUAUCUCUCUCUCUCUCUUCCCCCCUAAAUUAUUGAAAAAAUGGCGUCAUCUUCUCUCUGUGGGUCUCCGAUUGCUCACUUGAUCGGCGCCGGUCAUCGCGUCCCUCUCUUCAGGUUCAUCCAACUGAACUCUUCUAGGAGAACCGGCUCCAUCCGGUUGCAUGCGAGGGAAGAGAGCAGCCCCCCGACGGGCGAAACCGGUACAGACUCGGAGAACGCAGUGCUGCGCGCGGCAUGGUACGGGUCCGAGAUUUUGGGAAUCGUCGCGUCUUUCUUUCGCUCGGCUCCUCCUCCGUCAUCGUCGGCGACGCCAGAGAUUGAGAUUGAGACCGAAGAAGGAUUGGGAUCGGUGGCGGGUCGAGCUCAAGUCGUGGAAGCCAUCAAACAGGACUUCGACCGUUCUUACUUCGUUACUGGAAACCUGGCCCUCAAAGCAUAUGAAGAGGGCUGUGAGUUUGCCGAUCCAGCUGGUUCAUUUCGAGGUCUUAGCCGAUUCAAAAGAAACUGUACAAAUUUUGGAUCGCUGCUUGUAAAAUCUAAUAUGAAGCUCACAAAGUGGGAGGACUUUGAGGAUAAAGGCGUCGGGCAUUGGCGCUUUAGCUGCGUUAUGUCAUUUCCUUGGAGGCCUAUACUUUCAGCUACCGGGUACACCGAAUAUUACUUUGAUGCUCAAUCGGGCAAAGUCUGCAGGCACGUUGAGCAUUGGAAUGUUCCUAAGAUGGCACUUCUUAAGCAAAUAUUCAGACCGACUCGGUGGGUGUGGGGAAUUAAGUAGUUAAAUUUGCUAAACAUAUGCAUAUUAAUUUGGUUAUGGUUUCUUAAGAGUAUAGAUAAAUGCAAUGGAUUGAAGCAUAUAGCUACAUAUUAGCUUUGUACAUAGAUCAGAAUAUACAUACAACUACAAAUACAUAGUAUUUUGUUGAGUUGCAGUUUAACGAAACCCUGUGAAAGUUCAAUGGAUGCAGAUAAAAUAUCAUGUGCAGUGCCUUUGUUCA
Molecule: messenger RNA, 1089 nt
Organism: Asparagus officinalis (garden asparagus)
Lineage: Eukaryota; Viridiplantae; Streptophyta; Magnoliopsida; Asparagales; Asparagaceae
Exons: 6
Coding region: 135-869 (244 amino acids)
Source: RefSeq, a predicted model, not a curated record